Molecule: messenger RNA, 792 nt
Organism: Beta vulgaris subsp. vulgaris (sugar beet)
Lineage: Eukaryota; Viridiplantae; Streptophyta; Magnoliopsida; Caryophyllales; Amaranthaceae
Exons: 6
Coding region: 1-792 (263 amino acids)
Source: RefSeq, a predicted model, not a curated record
AUGGAUCCUAGAGUUGCAAAACAUGUCAAUGAUAUUAACGAGUCUAUGUAUGAAUUUUUUGAAGCAUGUUAUACUGCUAUGAAACUAUGUGUUGUCGACAAUUUUUUUGACCAUUUACAACAAUUAAGUUCUGACCUAUUACAAGACGCUGUGGUUGUUUUAGCAAGAGGAUUGGUUUUGAAAAAUGACGACGGCAUUUAUUUGCAAUCUGUUGAAAACACACAAAUCAUGAUCAAUCCUAGGACAAAGAUUGCAAGCAAACUAAAACAGUGGUUUCGUAACGAUCAAUUUGUCCGACACAAGACACUAUGGAUAAAUAAGACUUCUCUUCCGCUCAAUAGAUUACUAUGCAUCUCGAAUUCAAUGCGUUUAUCCAUUUCUGAGUUUCACAAAUACAACGGAGGAUGCAAGUGUAGGGUUGUUGGGAGAAUAGAUGAUAUUAAUAAAGUCAAUAGUUCGAAUUCCGUAUUCAUGCAUAUCAAAAUAAAGGAUAUAAGUGGGUCAUUAAGUGUUGGACUAUCUCACAAGCAAAUAUGUUUUAUAUUACAAUUGUCCACUCUCGAUCUACCAAAACGAACUGAAGAGGUUAAAUACAUGGACAACAUACGGACCAAACUGUUCUCUCAUAUUGGAGAUGCAUAUGUUUUCGUACUUGAAGCGACAUUGCUAUGUUUUAAAUCUAAAGUUCAUAAAGUUGUGGAUGUUACACACGUUUACUGGGCGGAAGAGUGUGCUUAUCAAUUUACUUGCAAGUUGCCUACUUAUAGCAACCAAAUGGAUCACAAAAUAUAA